Messenger RNA from Ruditapes philippinarum (Manila clam), 4981 nucleotides. RefSeq names its product immunoglobulin domain and leucine-rich repeat-containing protein 2-like. The record is from RefSeq and is a predicted model, not a curated record. The transcript has 2 exons. Bases 347 to 3436 code for a protein of 1029 amino acids. NCBI's taxonomy places the organism in Eukaryota, Metazoa, Mollusca, Bivalvia, Venerida, Veneridae. Gene Ontology annotation, molecular function: protein binding.
CCUGAUUAAAAGCAGCCACUGUGUUCAUAAAGAGAAAGCUGAUAUAUACAAGUUAAAUACAUACGGCAAGAUUUAGGUUAAUGCAGUAUAUCAAGAGUAUAACUACGGAUAUUGUACAUCAUUAACAAAGGAACAUGUGUUUAUAACAUGUAGAACAGUGUUAAAUAUACAAAGAUGUCCGUGUAAAUUGACAUUUUUCAUGUAAAGUUUUGGUGUAUGCUUUAUUACAUGUAAUGGAAAGAAAUGGAAAGGUUGACUCGAAAAACCAGAUGACAAUAAGAGAGAUGAUGUUCACCUCUCCAUAGGCUGCGGCUGAACAUAAACAUCAAGGUCAGGGGUCAAAACCAUGGUUACACUGAAAUUGCUAUGGCUGACCAUAUUCACCAUAGCAACAAGUGUGGAAUACACUUUAAUGUGCCCAGCACAAUGUCUGUGUCGGAUAAACGAUCAAACGAGUCAUGUGACCUGUGCCAACCAAUCACUGAAACUGAUUCCGGGGAAUAUACCAAUCACAGUUACAGACCUUGAUCUCCAAGGCAACAACUUAUCUAGUCUUACCGAUGUCUUUCAAAAUUUCACACAAGUGCAAACAAUUAAUUUAAGCUUUAAUAAAAUAAAAGCAUUCCAGUCUAAAGAUUUCAAAUACAACAUACACUUGGAGCAACUAAAUCUGGCAGGAAACCUAUUACCUUCUAUUGAGGAAAAUUCUUUCCAAUAUUUACCACGGUUAAGAGGAAUUAACCUUGCAAAUAAUUCAAUUACAUCCUUAAACGGUGCAAUCUUCUACGGUUUAUUCAAUUUGGAGGACUUACAACUUGAGGCAAAUCAGAUUUCCAAUGUUUCCAGUGAUGCUCUACAGUUUGCUGACACAUUGAUACAUCUCGAUCUCAGUGCUAACUUCAUCAGGGAAUUACCAAACAACGUCUUUGUUAAUCUUCCAGCUUUACAAGAAAUCAAUCUUGGGAAUAACUUACUUACUACCUUCAAUGGGCAAAACAUGUUCGGUGAAAAUAAUGUGUUGCGUUCUAUUAACAUUUCACAUAACGCUAUUCGAGACCUGUCGAAUCUGACUUUUCUGCAGUUAACGACUUUGGACCUGAGCUGGAAUAACCUUUCUCACCUUACAGAGGAUUAUUUUGAAAACCUUGAAAAUUUGACGUCAUUGGUUUUAGAUGGCAAUCCAAUAGAUAUGAUAAACACAGCAGUAUUUGAAAAGCUGAAAAAUUUACAAAGCCUCUCAUUGUCAUAUAUGCCCAAUCUUUUCUAUUUGUCAAAGUCAACUUUUGUUGGGCUUGGUAUGCUGGAAGUUUUAAAACUCUCAAACAAUCCCCUCCUGUCUUUCAUUCAUAAACAAUUAUUGCUACCCUUGAAUUCAGUCAGCAUUAUUGAUAUGAGUUAUAACAGUAUAUCUUCACUUCAUAAUGAAACAGUAUUUGAGAAUUCACGCUUGAUCAGUCUGGAUAUUACAGGAAAUAAUUUCACGUGUGACUGUGCAAUAGAGUGGCUAAUUUUAAAUUGUCAGUCAAACCAAAGUUUAAUUGUUCAUUCGGAAGAAAUAAAAUGCGUUUCUCCGCAUUCUAAUGCAGAAAUGUCAAUAAUGGAUAUAAAUGUGGAUGAACUUCAUUGUAGCGAAGUGAAAAUUCUCAACCAUUCAACGGAUAGUGCUUUCGAACUUGGAAAACCUGCCCUAUUAAAAUGUGUCGCUUCAAGUAACCCGGCACCUGAAAUAGUUUGGAUCACCCCACGGAAAAAUAUUCUUACAUUUCACAACUUUCAUCACCUAGCAGCAACGGAAUACCUCCAUCCUGAAGAUCAGGUAUUACUGAUGGCCUCUAGUAAUGCAGACGGAUCUUAUCAUUCAGAAUACGAAUCUAAGAAUGAUCGGAUUAAAAUUCUGGCUGAUGGAUCUUUAUUUAUUGAAUACUUUUUGAGGAGUGAUGGCGGACCUUACAAAUGUGUCGCCAGAAAUCCUCAAAACUCUACGGAAAUUGUGAUAAACGUAACUGUUGAUUACGCAGUGUUAAAUAUGGUAAAAAUAUGGAGUUUCAUCGUAGGAUUUUCAAGUGCCGGUGGAUUUUUUUUGCUAAAUUUAACCUAUUCUUUAACGCUGGCAGCUGUAAGACGCUGUGUAAGUCAGCGGAGGCGAGAACGUAUUCGACAUAUCUUUGAGAACAUGGACCAGUAUAAGACGGCUCAUUUGGCGAGAAUUAAAGAAAAUUAUAAUCAUCAGGUUGGGAGAAUUCGUGAUCAAUAUAACUUUCAAUUAGGAAGACUGAGAGAGCAUCACCAAAAUCAAGUGGGGAGAAUGGGGCGUAUGCGAGAGGGCGCUUCUCAAAGAGUUGAAAAAUUGAAAGAUAAUUACAACAAUCAAUUAGGCAAAUUAAAAGAUUAUAGUUCUAGUCAAUUGCUUCAAUUGAGAGAAAAAUAUAACAGUCAAGUAGACAAAAUCAAGGACUACGGCAAUGACAAAUUGGACAGGAUUCACGAAAAAUAUAAGCUAAAACAACAGCAUGUGAUAAAACUAAUUGAAAUGAUGAACCUUGACAGCUGUCGAACAGUUUUUGAAAGCGAGUGCGUACGAACUGAGUCAAUGAUAUUACAUUCAGAUUUAUUCCCUGCUGAUGUCCCACUUCACAGCAGAUCUGGUUCACUCAGUACGAGUGAUUCCGAGUAUGUUACAGCCACAAGCUCAGAAUCAUCAUCCAUAUAUUCAAGUAAGCAAAAUAUCGAUCAAGAUAGUGAGAAUGUAAAAAGUGAGAUUGACAGCGAUCAAUCAUGUCCAAUCAAUCCUUAUUUACCUGAAAGUGAGGAUAACUACGAUGCAAACCUACUGCAACUGAUGAGUUCUAACAAUGAAAGCUUACCAAAUGAAAAUGAUCCUGGUACAUCAACUGGUAUAAAGCCAGUCAACACUAAGCAAAAGCAUAGUCAAAGACGGCAUAAAUCACACAGAAAGCACAAAACUAGAGGCGAAGCCUCAGCAGAAACUCAAAUACUUCAUGAUUAUUGCAGUGAUAAUGAAAGAAACGAAGCUUUGGACAGUGUAGACAGUCGCGUGAAAAAAAGCAAACAAAAAGUCGUCAAAGACAAUGAUGCAAGGGAAGUAGAAGGGAAUGUAAGUGAAACAGAAGAUACAGUCUGGCAUACAGGUAGCAAUGCUAUACUUGCUAAACAUACAACUGAUGACUCAAACACUAUAGGUGCACAUUCUAUAAGUCAGCAUGUGAACCCAAGUCAAAGUCAGACCAGAAGAAGUAGAAAACAUAAGAAACGAUAUAAAAGUGAAAGACCUAGUUAUAAUGACAGUCAGGAAUCUACAAAACAUGAGGAUAUUACUAUUGAUAUAGGUGAUGAAAACGAUGAGUUUAAUAACUGGACUAUAGGUGAUGAAAACGAUGAGUUUGAUAACUGGACUGUCAAAGAAUCUGUUGUGUAAUUAAAAAAACGUUGUAGGUAAUGGGCCUGAUUAAACAUUUGUCCAUUCCCAGUCCAUUUCCUAUUGCAAAUGUUGAUUUAUAAUUAUAUGUUUUAUUGGUGUAAAUCUGGAUUUUUUUGUGUAAAUCUUAUUGGUGUAAAUCUGGAAUUUUUUUUGUGUAAAUCUGGAUUCACAUGAUGUUAUUGUUGUUAAAUAUGUGUGCUGAACUUUUUUUGAAGUGCCAAAAAUGGUUACACUUUAUAAACUAAAAUUUUAUAAUUUGGCGGAAAAUUGAUGACGGCUAUUCUGAAACUGUUUUCUUUAUCAUACAUAGAACCAAAAUGUUUGACUGGGACCAUCAUGUACAGAAACUUCUGGGAUAUGAACUUAUACAAAAUAUAACCUACAUAUCUCAUAAUGAUUUGAUUUUUUUUGUUGGUGUUUGAGAGCUUGCAACAGUUAUAGCCAAGGAAUAUAUUCGUUUAGAAUGAUGGGUAAAUGAUUUACUUCUCAAUUAAACAUUUAGUUAUUUGAUUAUUUGGAUAUGAUAAUUAUAUAUAUACAAUUAUUCAGAAAUACUGAAAACUAUGUGGAGCUCAUAUGAUAAUUGCUGUGUCAUGCAGAUAUUAAAUUUUCAUUUAUUCAUUUUGUCAAGUAUCUUUCAUUCCAAUAUUCAAAGUAAAUGUAUUCAUAUUCCAUAACUUUUAUAUAGGCCAGGAAAUUAGCAUUCUAGUUAAAGAGCAGUCUGUAACAAUAAACAGAAAAUAUAAAAUAUGCAAAAAUAAAACAUACAGAGUACAUGAUUCUAACUGUUUCAGAAUGCUGUGUGCAUUCAAUCUGCACCUUUUUGGUGCUACCUCUUUUUACAUUUCUUUACAAAUGUACAGAGAAAGCUUGGAGCUAUAACUGCUCAUUUUCUCUCAUAUUUUCCCAUGCCUUAUCUUUUUUUGAAAAUGAAAUGAACAGAUUAUUUUUUGGGAGGUAACAUUUUACCAGAAGCAAGAUACGGACUGAAUCAAUUCAUCAAUCUAACAGAGAACAUUGCACAUGGAAUUUUGUUCUCAAUAACAUGAAUCAAAACAUAAAAACAUUUGAGCAUCUGACUGCCUAACCAGUUAUUUAUCAAUUUUCUCGAUAUGCCUACAGCUUCACUAUUUCUCAAUUAAAAUACAAUUAUAAACAUAUCUUUCAUCUUGAAAAGCCCAUUGUCUUAAUGGCCUGAGCUCAAUCUAUCAUAAUCUGGAACCAAUUUAACACAAAUUUUAAGUGAAUAAAAGGUUUUCAGGAAAACUGCAGAAUCUUUCAAAAUUUUCUGCCAAAACAAAAACACAUCAAGCAUCAAACUAUAAACAAAACAAGGCCAGAGUACUUAUCUACAUCUGUAAAUAACUAUUGUUGUAAAAGUCGAUGCCGUCAAUUGGUAAUUAACUUAGAUUCUUACGCAUCUGCCAUCAUUUUAUUGUUCACUAUGUACAGCUACAAUAUUAACCAGGUUUGAAUUAUGUAUGAAUCAGAUAUUUAUCGUAAUCACAUUAUCUUUUGAUGCACAUAAACAGAAUCAAGACA